Messenger RNA from Racocetra fulgida, 549 nucleotides. The record is from the annotation of a GenBank genome assembly. Lineage: Eukaryota; Fungi; Glomeromycota; Glomeromycetes; Diversisporales; Gigasporaceae.
AUGCCAAUGGAAAAAUAUGUUAUACGUCUUGAUAAAUCUAAUGAAAAAGAGACUCAAGAAUCUGAUGUAUUUGUCAGUUCCUUAGCUAUUAAACAACCUGAUUCAACUAAAAAACCUAAAUUAGAAUGGCUUACUAAAUCAAACUUACACUUCAACCCAUCUUUGACACAACAUAUUAAGAUUCGUGAGCAUAUUAAUGCUGCUAAAGAUAAAGAUAUAGGGCAGCAAAAUUUGUUUAGCACUCUUAAUAUUUUUCCUGAUCUUUGUAAUUUAAUAAAUUUUACACACUUAAAUUAUAAUGAAAUAACUUAUCGAAAUCCAUCUUGUACUAUUAAUCCACCUUAUCUUCACUUAGAAGAAAAUAAUGAGUUUGAUUCUACUAAUGAAGACAAUUAUGCUACGUAUCAAAAUCCUGUUACUGGACCUGAAGCAAUUUUAAAAGAUCUGGAAUUAUUUUGUAUUGCCAAAGGUCUUGAUUUAACCCGUUUAAUCCAUUUUGGUUCAGAUGGUGCAAGUAAUAUGACUGGUGCAAAAUUAAAACUGCACUAA